UCACAGUCACACGUGACCCAGGACGCGUCUCCCUUGAAAGUCAUGGACGAAAUCGGUAUUGAGAUACAGCAGCACGAACCUACUUUUGAGUCGAUUGUGACGGAGAAAGUAGCUCUCUACCAAGAGUUGCAGGAGGAAGACUUGUACAUCAAGUACAAAAAGCUGGCGAGGCAUCUGGAAAUGCUUGAAAUCCAAGAGAACUAUAUCAAAGACGAGCAAGCCAAUCUAAAGCGGGAACUCAUUCGCGCGCAAGAAGAGGUCAAACGCAUACAAUCCGUGCCUCUCGUCAUUGGCCAGUUCCUCGAACCUAUAGACCAACACACUGGCAUCGUGGGCUCAACUACGGGGUCCAACUAUGUCGUCAGAAUACUCUCCACCCUUGACCGUGAACUGCUGAAGCCAUCAUCAUCUGUCGCUCUUCACCGCCAUUCCAACGCUCUUGUCGACAUUCUUCCCCCAGAAGCAGACUCCUCAAUCGCAAUGCUGGGCAAAGAGGAGAAGCCAGACGUGCGGUAUCAAGAUGUCGGCGGGAUGGACUCGCAGAAGCAGGAAAUUCGGGAGGCUGUUGAGCUGCCUUUGACGCACUUCGACCUCUACAAGAAGAUUGGUAUUGACCCACCUCGUGGUGUCCUUCUCUACGGCCCACCCGGAACUGGAAAGACGAUGCUCGUCAAAGCCGUUGCUCAUCACACUACUGCUUCGUUCAUUCGAGUCGUUGGCAGUGAAUUCGUCCAGAAGUAUCUGGGUGAGGGUCCACGUAUGGUCCGCGACGUAUUUCGUUUGGCCAGAGAAAACUCUCCAGCUAUCAUCUUCAUUGACGAGGUGGAUGCUAUUGCCACGAAGCGUUUCGACGCGCAAACAGGAGCGGACCGUGAAGUACAGCGUAUUUUGCUGGAGUUGCUCAAUCAGAUGGACGGUUUCGACCAAGGGAGCAAUGUCAAAGUUAUCAUGGCAACCAACCGUGCGGAUACCCUCGACCCCGCCCUGCUUCGACCAGGUCGACUCGACCGCAAAAUCGAAUUCCCGCUGCCCUCUCGAAGGGAAAAGCGACUCAUCUUCCAAACUGUAACGAGCAAAAUGAAUCUGGGACCAGAUGUCGACCUCGAGGACUAUGUCUCGCGACCUGACCGGUUAUCAUCUGCAGAAAUCGCCUCCAUUGUGCAAGCGGCUGGUCUCCAAGCUGUACGCAAAAAUCGUUACGUUAUUCUGCCCAUCGACUUCGAAGAAGCGUGGAAACAAACCAUCAAGCGCGGCGACGAGACCCACGAGUUUUACCGGUAG
Molecule: messenger RNA, 1281 nt
Organism: Mycena indigotica
Lineage: Eukaryota; Fungi; Basidiomycota; Agaricomycetes; Agaricales; Mycenaceae
Product: 26S proteasome regulatory subunit
Exons: 7
Coding region: 43-1281 (412 amino acids)
Biological process (GO): proteasome-mediated ubiquitin-dependent protein catabolic process
Cellular component (GO): proteasome regulatory particle, base subcomplex
Molecular function (GO): ATP binding; proteasome-activating activity; ATP hydrolysis activity
Source: RefSeq, a predicted model, not a curated record